AUGUCAAGUAGUGGACGUCGACAUGUCGCGCUAAAGCUCUUCAUCAAUAAUCAGUCUAUGGGACAACAGCUGGAUAAUGAGCUCGAAAUGUACAAGCGCAUCUCUGCCUCUUCGUCAAAGCACCCUGGUCGCAGCGCGGUCAGAGAACUACUUGACUCGUUCGACGUUGUUGGGCCUGAUGGAUCUCACCGAUGCCUUGUUCAUCCUCCCCUUUGGGAGAGCAUGUGGACAUUCCUGAACCGCAAUCCAGUAAGAAGGCUUCCUCCUGUGGUCCUCGCUGUCACCCUGCGUCGACUUUUUUUGGCACUCGAUUAUCUCCAUACAGAGUGCAACGUAAUACAUACAGAUAUCAAAGGAGACAAUAUCAUGUUCGGUAUUUAUGACGACUCAGUAUUCACGACUUUCGAGGAGGAGGAGAUCAGUGAUCCAACUCCACGAAAGGAGGUAGACGGCAGAACCAUAUACAUAUCACGAGAACUUCGAAAGCCCAAGGACUAUGGCGCGCCAGUUCUAUGCGACUUUGGUUCAGCUGUUACAGGUAAUGUAGAGCAUUGCGAAGAUAUCCAACCAGACAUUUACAGAGCUCCGGAGGUCAUCCUUGAAGCCCCGUGGUCAUACAAGGUGGACAUAUGGAACGCAGGAUGCAUGAUUUGGGAUAUCUUUGAGGGCCGGCAUAUGUUUACAGGACAUGACCCCGAGUUCCAGAAAUACCGCAGCAGAGCACAUCUCGCCGAAAUCAUCGCGCUCCUCGGUCAGCCUCCAACCAAAGUCCUUCAAGCCGGCAAAGCUAGCCACAAGUUCUUCACAGACACCGGUGACUUCCGUAAGGAGAUAGAGCUUCCUGACAGAACUUCACUUGCAGAGCAAGAAGUCAGUCUUGAAGGGGAGCGAAAGGAGAUGUUUCUAGCCAUGAUGAACAGGAUGCUUCAGUGGGAUCCUGCUAACAGAGCAUCGGCGAAAGAGCUUGCUGAAGAUCCGUGGAUAACGGCAUAUUUGUAG
Molecule: messenger RNA, 999 nt
Organism: Fusarium musae
Lineage: Eukaryota; Fungi; Ascomycota; Sordariomycetes; Hypocreales; Nectriaceae
Exons: 4
Coding region: 1-999 (332 amino acids)
Biological process (GO): regulation of mRNA processing; protein phosphorylation; spliceosomal complex assembly
Molecular function (GO): ATP binding; protein kinase activity
Source: RefSeq, a predicted model, not a curated record